GUUGCACGAGACCAACCGGACCAAAAUGCCAUCCGCCUCUCGUUCAGCGCUCCAAUGAUUAUUAGCAUCGCAAAUGUCAUAGUUGCCACAUCAUCCCUUGGGUUUCACGACGGGACAUUGGAAUUUCAUCUCAAGGAAGGGGAGUUCCGGCUUCCCGAUAUAGAAGUAGGGGCGGUGUUCUCUGCUCUCUACAUUUCUUACUCGCUCGGAUCUCUCUUCUGGGGAUACCUAUUCACGUACAAGCUGGAACAAGAAAGUGCGUCGGUAUUGCUCGGAUUUACGAUAUUGGCUGUGUCAUUUCUCUUCGUCGGUCCCGCUCCAUUCCUGCCAAUUCCACCGUACCUCUGGAUUGUCUACCUUACCCAAACCGCAGCAGGUUUCGGUAACUCUGCUGUGAUAGUAGCCAGUUUUAGUGUGGCACUAAAAAAAGCCAUCGAAAGAGGAUUUCCAAACAACAUGUGGACCUACGCAACUGUAUGUGGUGUGCUCUUUGGUGCAAUUACUCUGGGAUCGUCGGUAGCACCACUGCUGAGCAAGCAUGCCAGAGAAAUCAUAGGCUACGAGAAUGCUUCGCUGGUCAUGUUUGCUGCUUUGGUCAUUUGUGUUAUCAUGAACUUGGGAUCGUGCAUCAAAAGCUCGAAACGGAAGCGCACUAUUCUUCGCGACCCUACAGUGGAUGGAACGUACAACGGCAGAGAUGACCCUUGA
This is a messenger RNA of Rhipicephalus microplus (southern cattle tick), 708 nucleotides long. RefSeq lists its product as uncharacterized. The record is from RefSeq and is a predicted model, not a curated record. Gene Ontology annotation, biological process: transmembrane transport. Gene Ontology annotation, molecular function: transmembrane transporter activity. NCBI's taxonomy places the organism in Eukaryota, Metazoa, Arthropoda, Arachnida, Ixodida, Ixodidae.